Pseudoliparis swirei is the source of this 1312-nucleotide messenger RNA. RefSeq names its product succinate-CoA ligase GDP/ADP-forming subunit alph (gene suclg1). Gene Ontology annotation, molecular function: succinate-CoA ligase (ADP-forming) activity; succinate-CoA ligase (GDP-forming) activity. Gene Ontology annotation, biological process: tricarboxylic acid cycle. The annotation marks the transcript as partial. The transcript is spliced from 8 exons. Lineage: Eukaryota; Metazoa; Chordata; Actinopteri; Perciformes; Liparidae. The record is from RefSeq and is a predicted model, not a curated record. Gene Ontology annotation, cellular component: succinate-CoA ligase complex (ADP-forming); mitochondrion.
CAUAAAACACUGCAGACGUUAAGGGGACAAGUCCAGAGGAAGCUUCAUGUUGGUCCUUCAUGUUUGAGUCUUGUUCUCUUCCUCCAUGCAGUGCAGCAGAGUGGAGUCAGGCACUGUUACAACGCAUCAAGGCAGAACCUCUACAUCACCAAGGACACCAAGGUCAUCUGCCAAGGGUUCACCGGGAAGCAGGGAACCUUCCACAGUCAGCAGUCUCUGGACUAUGGCUCCCGGUUAGUUGGCGGUGUUUCUCCCGGGAAGGGAGGGAAGACGCACCUCGGCCUGCCGGUCUUCAACUCGGUGAAGGAGGCAAAGAACGGCACCGGGGCCGACGCCACGGUGAUCUACGUCCCGCCUCCGUUUGCCGCGGCGGCCAUCAUGGAGGCCAUCGAUGCCGAGAUCCCCCUGGUGGUCUGCAUCACCGAGGGCAUCCCCCAGCAGGACAUGGUGCGGGUCAAACACAGGCUGCUGCGCCAGGGCGCCACGCGCCUCAUCGGGCCCAACUGCCCCGGGGUCAUCAAUCCGGGAGAAUGCAAGAUUGGGAUCAUGCCGGGCCACAUCCACAAGAAGGGGAGGAUUGGCAUCGUGUCGAGGUCGGGCACCCUGACGUACGAAGCCGUGCACCAGACGACACAAGUGGGCCUGGGCCAGUCGCUGUGCAUCGGCAUCGGGGGGGAUCCCUUCAACGGAACCAACUUCAUCGACUGUCUGGAGGUCUUCCUCAGGGACCCCAAGACCGACGGCAUCAUCCUGAUCGGAGAGAUCGGUGGCAACGCCGAGGAGAUGGCAGCAGAUUACCUGAAGCAGCACAACUCUGGUGCUGGUUCCAAACCCGUGGUGUCCUUCAUCGCCGGGCUGACGGCCCCCCCCGGCCGGAGGAUGGGCCACGCCGGCGCCAUCAUCGCUGGAGGAAAGGGCGGAGCCAAAGAAAAGAUCGCCGCCCUCCAGUCAGCCGGAGUGGUGGUCAGCAUGUCUCCUGCUCAGCUGGGCAGCACCAUCUUCAAGGAGUUUGAGAAGAGGAAGAUGUUGUAAAACCUCUCCACCCACCGGAACUGAGACGAGCCUGAUUCUGGUGGAGCAUCUGAACCAUCUGAACCAUCUGAACCUGACCAUCUCCAGCGCUGUGCAGUGUUGGUCUUUACCGCAACAAAAGGAGCGUAGAGUCCGACAGAAGUCAUUGUAUGCGCUGGUAAAGCUUUAAGAUAUUGUCCACAUGUAGCUGAAGGUAACCACGGUAACGGUUCGCUGCUCCUCCUGCUUGUUAACAUUUCUUUGGCUGUCCACCUGAAUAACAACUAUUUCUCACAUCGUU